GAAAUCCGAUUUGGAGAUAAUGACACACUAUCAGCCAUAACGGCAGGAAUGGUGAAUGCAGACUAUUUGUUCUUGAUGACAGAUGUCGAUUGUCUUUAUACUGAUAACCCGCGUACAAAUCCUGAUGCCGCUCCUGUUGAGAUUGUUGAUGAUAUUGGCGCACUCAGAGAAAAGGUAACGGUUUCUACACCCGGGAGCUCAUUGGGCACAGGUGGAAUGACCACAAAGCUCAUAGCAGCUGAUCUAGCGACAGCUGCGGGAGUCGUUACAAUCAUUAGCAAAGGAUCAAAUCCAAAAAAUAUCAUUACCAUACUCGAACAACUGACAAUAGAUCCACUAGCCACUGCAUCCUCCAACCCGUCUAUGCCUUUACAUACACGAUUUAUGAAAAAAUCCAAUGCUACCGUGGAUCGUAAAUGGUGGAUUCUUCAUGGACUACAUACAGCUGGCGCCAUAUAUAUUGAUGAAGGAGCUGCGCGUGCAGUGUCUAAUGCUAAACAAAAGAACAGUUUGUUUGCAGCUGGUGUUACAAAAGUUGAGGGCAAUUUCGUUGCCAAUCAGGCUGUCAGUAUAGUAUGUCAACGGGAUAACGAAACUGUCCAAGUCGGAAAGGGUCUGGUUAAUUAUUCGUCAAGUGAGAUUAGUAGAAUCAAGGGCAUACAGA
Messenger RNA from Paraglomus occultum, 664 nucleotides. The record is from the annotation of a GenBank genome assembly. Lineage: Eukaryota; Fungi; Glomeromycota; Glomeromycetes; Paraglomerales; Paraglomeraceae.